Molecule: messenger RNA, 963 nt
Organism: Coniosporium apollinis CBS 100218
Lineage: Eukaryota; Fungi; Ascomycota; Dothideomycetes
Exons: 6
Coding region: 1-963 (320 amino acids)
Cellular component (GO): cytosol
Molecular function (GO): aldose reductase (NADPH) activity
Source: RefSeq, a predicted model, not a curated record
AUGGCAAUGGACCGCACCUUCAAGCUACACGACGGGAACAAGAUCCCGGCUGUUGGGUUUGGCACGUGGCAGGCCAAGCCUACCGAAGUUGAGAGAGCCGUCGAGAUAGCUCUACGCGCUGGCUACAAGCAUAUCGACUGCGCGGCUAUCUACAGAAACGAGACAGAGGUCGGGGCUGGCAUCAAGAACUCAGGGGUUGACCGGAGAGAUAUCUUUAUCACAUCCAAGCUAUGGAAUACACGCCAUCGACCGGAAGAGGUGGAGAAGGCGCUGGAUAAGACGCUGAAAGACAUUGGUACCGAUUAUGUGGAUCUGUAUCUCAUGCACUGGCCGGUCGCAUUCCGUGCAGGCGACGACUGGUUUCCCCUCGACAAACACGGCAUCUUCGAGCUCGACCGCGAAGUCGACGUAGCAGCAACCUGGGAGGCCAUGGUGAAGCUACUCGAGACCGGCAAGGUCAAAUCCGUCGGCGUGUCCAACUUCAAUAUCCGCCGCCUAACCCAGCUCCUUGAGAAGACGCAGACAGUGCCAGUAGUGAACCAGAUCGAGGCGCAUCCGUACCUCCAGCAGCCCGACCUCUUCAAGUUCUGCAAGGAGCACGACAUCCUGAUCGAGGCCUACUCGCCGCUCGGCAACAACCAGACCGGUGAGCCGCGGACCGUGGACGAUGCCAAGGUGAAAGAGCUGGCCACGAAGCUGGGCGUUGAUGCCGGGCAACUACUGGCGAGCUGGGGAGUUCAGCGUGGGACGGUGGUGCUGCCGAAGAGCGUGACGGAGUCGCGGAUCAAGAGUAAUAUGCAGAUCUUCGAGAUACCGGAGGAUGUGAUGGCGGAACUUGACGCACUGGAGAGGCACAAGCGGUUCAACUUCCCGGCCCACUGGGGAUUCGACAUCUUUGACGAGGCUGGUGAGAUCAAGGUUCGGAAGGCUGCGGUGCAGUGGGCGGAGAAGAAUAAGCAGUAG